Molecule: messenger RNA, 270 nt
Organism: Paracoccidioides lutzii Pb01
Exons: 2
Coding region: 1-270 (89 amino acids)
Source: RefSeq, a predicted model, not a curated record
AUGUCACCAGACCCUACAGCUCCCGCCAAGCAGACUUGGCUGCAUGCUCGCCAACGCAUAUCGAAGUCACAUGAUUCGUCCGCAAAGAGACAGUUAAGCGAGGCUCCUUCAUUGAGCCGCCUCCCUCGUCUUGUCUUCGCGUGUUUCUCGCUGGGGGCCGACUUUCAUCUUCACCCACCUCGCCUCACCUCACCUCGCUUCACUUCAACCUCAACACCAACCACCCCUAUUCCCGGCGGUGGUGAAGCAUCCCAGCCCCUUAAUUUCUAG